Messenger RNA from Trichoderma virens Gv29-8, 2037 nucleotides. RefSeq lists its product as uncharacterized. The record is from RefSeq and is a predicted model, not a curated record. Gene Ontology annotation, biological process: regulation of DNA-templated transcription; DNA-templated transcription. Lineage: Eukaryota; Fungi; Ascomycota; Sordariomycetes; Hypocreales; Hypocreaceae. The coding region runs from base 1 to 2037 and encodes 678 amino acids. The transcript has 7 exons. Gene Ontology annotation, molecular function: DNA-binding transcription factor activity, RNA polymerase II-specific; DNA binding; zinc ion binding.
AUGUCGACUUUCCGUCACCGCCGCUCGGCAGUUGCGUGUCAAAAUUGUCGUCGGCGCAAAGUCCGUUGCAGCGUCCAAGUGACGGGGAUUCCGUGCAUCAACUGCUCCCAGGACAGUGUCGGCUGUGUCCUCCUAGAGAGCAACCGUAACAGUCGGCACAAGCAAUCGCCUGGUAUCCGCCAUAAUCACCCGUCUCAUGCACCUAUUCAAUUUGAACUUAACCGCUCAAUAACCACAUCCAGGACAGUGCCACAACCACUGCCACAGGCCUCGGCAGAACAGGGGUCCAACUCUAUAACAUCUUAUGCCCCUCGGAAUAGUGACUCCAGCAAGGCUGUAGAUGAUGGCGGCCUUGCUGCCAGCACUGAUAGCCGUGGCAGCCCAGACGACCAGCGCAUUGGGGCCGAGAUUUCCUCAGCAGCCUUAGGGCAGAGUAACCAGGCUGCCAGGGCACCUUUUUACACAGGAGAGGCGCCAGGAUUCACGUCCGUUCUUGAUGCGUGUUCGCCAUCACAACCUGUCGCAAGGCAUAUUCUCAUCUCGGAAGCAUCCAUUUCAUUGUCUGCGCAGGAUCGUGAGUAUCUGCAGUACAAGGGCGUUUUUACCCUGCCUCAGAAAAGCACCUGCAAUGAACUUCUCCGCGCCUAUUUUCACCAUGUGCAUCCCAUGAUGCCGAUAGUUGAUGCUACAGUGCUUCUCAAAUUCCAUGAAACAGGCAAAGCUAGUGAAUGGAAUUUGCUGUUGCUGUGGAGUAUGUUCUUUGUGGCAGUGAAUUUUGUCGAUGCCCAUGUCUGGACACUCGAGGGCUACUCCUCCCGUAAGGAGAUGAAGGCUGCCAUGUACUCUCGUGCAAAGUGUUUGUACGACAAUGGUGGCGAGACGGACAAAGUCGUCCUACUGCAAUCGGCUCUCCUCAUGGGAUUCUGGCACUCAAAAUGGGACGGACACUCACAGCCGUGGUAUUGGAUAGGCGUUGCGAUUAGUCUCUGUCAAAUGCUCGGUCUACACCGGGACCCAGAUUCGGUCAAGUACAACACUUCCCUUCCUAACCACCAGCGACAUCUCUGGCGUCGUCUCUGGUGGAGUUGUUUCUUCCGAGAUCGUUCGUUGAGCCUGACACUUGGGAGGCCGCUAAGAAUUAACCUCAACGACUGCAACACUCCUAUGGUCUCGUCCGAGGAUGUGCUGAGCGACCUUGCAGAAAUACCAACUUCAAUUGCCAACGGAUAUAUUCCGGACGACUUUGCUCAGCUAGCUCAAUAUUGGAUUACUCUAAUCCAGUUGAGUAAACUUCUCGGCGACGUUCUCACUUUGUGUUACCAGCCCUUCGGCCCCAAUCCCACGCUCCGGCAGAUUGAACUUCUUGAAUCAAAGUUAUUGCAAAUGCAGAUUCCGGAACGAUAUGCAGCUGAACAAAGUCGCCUUGCAUCCUUCUAUCUGUAUCAUUUACAGUUACAUUAUCACGCGAUUUUGAUCACAUUUUAUUGCCCGUACAUUGCGAAGGCCCCAGAAGACCUAUCGCCGGCCAUUAAGAACGAAUGGCAAGCUGAGAUGCGGAACAAGAUGGACUCUGCAGCUGUCCGAUCCAAUGCCAUUGUUGAUAACAUUGUUCGGGAUAAGCUUCUCCGGUUUGCCUGCCCAAUGACUCCUUCGCUUUUAGUAUCGGCCAUGCAUGUACAUCUUCUCAAUUGUAAAUCGACAGAUGCCCUCUCUCGACGUCUCAGUCUCAACAAGCUGGAGCUUUGCAUGAUGGUCAUGGAAGAGCUGGAGGAGGUAUAUACAUCAGCUUCCGUGUAUCGAGGCGUUUUCUUGGAAGCAAUACGUCAAUUGUAUCCCAACUAUUCUGCCAGCGCGGCUGGAGGUUCUUCGACUGUUGAAGGAGUCUCUCUGCCUCGUGCGGCUCCCGCGGAUGACUCGGCCACCCUGCCCAUCAUCAACGAUGAUAUUCUUACCAACCUUUUGGAUGAAGCAUCAUGCUUCAACUUUUGGGAGUCUUUUAGUGAUAUUCAGCUGGAGCCUCUGGAACCGAGCCUAUGA